Molecule: messenger RNA, 4470 nt
Organism: Mycena indigotica
Lineage: Eukaryota; Fungi; Basidiomycota; Agaricomycetes; Agaricales; Mycenaceae
Exons: 12
Coding region: 1-4470 (1489 amino acids)
Molecular function (GO): lyase activity
Source: RefSeq, a predicted model, not a curated record
AUGUCGGGCAGCUACGACCACCUCAAUUCUUCGUCUCAUAACAUGUAUGGACAAGGAAAUGGCUCUGGCUAUAUCACUCCUGCCACACGCUCGAAGCGACGAACCAGCAACUGGAUAAAGUUUGGUAUCCCCGUCCUCCUCCUCGUCAUUGCCGGUGCCGUCGUUGGGGCCGUUGUCGCCACGCGCAGCAAGAAGUCGUCAGACGCAGCAACCUCGUCAACUGGCGGCAGCAGUCUGGAUCCUGCAGCCAGUGUUGCACCCAGUGCAGCAGCUAGCGCGAAGGACGCUAUUGGCAUUUUCCCCACUGCUACAAACAGUCUAUAUAUGGUUCCCAUUUACCCCUCCGCCACCAAUGCAGCUGCGUUCAGCUCCCCCACAUUCCUUUCUGCCGCCAACAGCAAAGCCUCGUGGCCUGAAGAUCCUUUCAAGCCAUCGAACCCUGAUGUCCUCACUGUGAGGACCGACCGACCCCGUCUUAUUGCUCCUGCCUAUAAAUGGGACGCGUUACCGGGCCUCAUUGCCAAAGACCCCUACAUGAAAGCUUGGAACGACAUGAUCCUCAAGAAUGCCUCAGACUAUAGGGCUGCGCCUCCUGUCGUCUAUUUCAAGGACGGUGACUCUGGCAUUCUCGACAACGCCCGCGAAAUAAAACAGAGAAUCAAAGCCUUCGCCUAUGUCUAUCGCAUGACCAAGGACACUGCCUGGGUCGACCGUACUUGGGAGGAGUUACAAAAUGCUGCAGGCAACGGUGCAACAAAAUUCGGCCCCGAUGAUGAUCGAUGGAACGCGGGUCACUUCCUCGACACUGCUGAGUUAUCCGCCGCAUUUGGCAUCGCAUACGAUUGGUUGUACGAUAUGUGGAGCGCAGACCAGAAGACCACGAUCCGGGAUGCUUUGAUUAAGUAUGGCCUCCAACCCGGUGUAACACAAGUCACGACUCCCGCUGGUUGGUGGCGAAGCACCGAUCCAUCCAAUACCAUUAACGGCAAUUGGAAUUGUGUUUGCAACAGCGGAUUGACUCUGGGAUCCUUGGCCAUUCUCGGAGAUGAUACCACUGGAGUCGCACGGCAACUGUUGCAAACCACCGUUGACAACGCUAAACAAGCCUGUGCUCAAGCAGUGUCAACCGAUGGCACUUGGGCGGAAACAGCCAACUACUGGUAUUUCGGAACCACAGGUCACGCUGAGAUGUCUGCGUCUCUUCUCUCCGCAACUGGCUCGCACUACGGCCUCCUCGACGUGAACAAGGACUUCUCCAAGACCGGAGACUUCCACAUGUAUGUCUUCGGACCGACCUCGCUGUUCAACUUCGGCGACCACGGUCCCAACAAAUAUUCGACCACAGCCAACGCGAUGAUGUUCUACUCCACGUUCUACAACCAGCCCCAAUACUCGCUGUUCCAGCGUGACCAAGUGGAUGCUGCCGAGCCGUGGAGCAUGUUCUGGUACAAUCCCACUGUUGCCGGUGCCUACUGGACUGGAAAGCCCCUUGAUCAUUUCUUCGACAACGGUGUUGACCAGUGGGGUUCCAUGCGAAGCACUUGGACUGACAUUAACGCACUCUACGUCGCAAUCAAAUCUGGCCAGAACCUUCAUCAUCAAACCCACAAUGAUCUCGAUGCUGGUGAUUUCGUUCUUGACGCCAUGGGCACCCGAUGGGCAGGAGAGCUUGGUUCCGGUGAUUACAAUUCGCCAAACUACUUCAACGACGGUGAUAAACAAGGCGCGGACCGCUGGAAGUACUACCGCAAGAUGACUGAGGGCCAAAACACCAUCAUGAUCAACCAAGCUAAUCAGAACCUACUGGCCCAGCCAACAAUCAAAUUUGAUAGCAGCAAGACAGUCCAAGGACCAACAACAGUUUUCCAGGUUGAGAAGGACUCGACCGCGUUCUUUACCACUGAUAUGACCUCGGCCUACUUCGAUGCGUCGAGUGUGAAGCGUGGAGUGCGUUUGUUGAAUGGACGUAAACAGGUGUUACUCCAAGAUGAGGUUACGACCGACAAGACCAUCCAGUGGAGGAUGCACACCAACGCGACCGUUGCCAUCGAUAAUGGAGGAACAUCCGCCACUCUCACUAUCGACGACAAGACGAUGAAAGUACAGAUGCUCAACGCGCCUUCAGGAGCUGCUUUCACCAAAAGUGAUGCCAAACGACUGGACUCUGACGUCAAACCUCCUGUUCCCGACCAAGAGAACCCCGGCGUCACAGUGCUCAUCAUCAGCUUACCAGCAGGCACAUAUUCGCUGCAGGUCCUUUUCAACCCACAGUGGUCUGGCAAGACUCGACCCUUGCCAGCCCAAACUUCGUUACCCCUCCUUACGGACCAGUCCCAGCUUUUAGAGCUCGACCCGACACAGAUACUUCCGCAAACUUUACCAACUAUCCCGAAGACUGGCAUGCACGGCAGCGUGACCACUGCCGAGCUGAAUGCUGCAAGAAAACUGGACGAACAAUACUGUCGUCAACAUUUCGAGAAUCAUGUCACCUUCUCCACUCUACCGGCAAUCCUCGAGAAGCUUGGUGGAACAGCGUUUUGCGAUAGAUUCAACCAUCUCAAGCAGACGGCCUCAAAAGUGCUACCAGGAAAACGUGGGCUCAAGCAGAAGGUGAUGGCAGCGUUUGUGGCGGAAUCCACCAACAAUCGAGGUUCACCAAAGGUUCUUCUAGAUCCCAAGCUGUAUAUCGAGAACACUUAUUGGCUAUCUGCUCUAGCCAAGACUGCCCUUCCAGCAACCCAGGUAGAGGUCAUGGAGUUCAUACCGAGUCAAGGGGACUUUAUGCCACACCAACAAGGCUAUGUCAAAAGGCGUAAAUAUGAUGCGGCACUUCGUCCUUUUCAUGCCCAGUCCACAACAAUUUUCAAUGUGCUUGUCAACAUCGAAUACACAGGGAUUGAUGCCCCAUCCUACGCAACAAACCCUCUCAUCGGGGCUUCAGAGCAGAUCAGCAAAUAUCAACAGGCUAUCACUAAUGCCGCUGACUUGCUGACGAUGCAAAGUACCCGCUUCUAUAUCCCGACCUUGUCAUUCCACGGGAGAGGCCGGAAGGCAAAAUUAUUUGUCUCCAUCCUAAAUCAAGAUCGUCUCGAAUUUACUGUUGUCGAGGACUGUUUUGGGUCACAGCUUUCCACUGUCUCCGCUCUCCUUGCUCUGUUUCAACGGGCGUCACUAUACGAGCUCGGUUUCAGCCCACUGUUUACUUACUCCUUCACGACACCACGUCCCGAGUUCUCCUUGGGUGAUGCUAUGCCCCAUGUUAUCCAUCUCCCCGAAUUUCCCGAGAUUGACCUUACGGGCAGGCGGCUCUCACAGCUACGCACAAGACCUUUCGGACGUUCAACGUUGGUCCUCGAAGGAGUUCACAGUGACCCUACAAAGAUUUGGGUCAUCAAGUUAACUUUCAUUGUGGAUAACCAUGCAUGGAGAGAAAAGAUCGUCUUGGAUGCUCUCUGCUCUGAUUCAAACAGCCCCCAUUAUGUCCCAAAAUUGGUAGCCUGGUUUACCGCGGUUGGGUCGCACUAUCCGACAUGCAAUCAUGGAUCACAGUCGCUGAAGACUUCCCGAGAACGUCCUGCCGCUGGCACCCUUUCACUCCCUCCUCUCAUUCCCCGACAUCUGGAAGCGAUGGCUUUUGAGUCGCCUCGUGAUACUCGCAAGCUCAUAGAGCUGGAGACCUCAGAACUCAUCGAUAUUGCUAUAGAAAUCUUCUUGGCCUUGCUCGACACAUUCAAGCGGCACAUUAUCCACCGCGAUGUGUCUUCUGGGAACCUCCUUGCCGUUGCGCAGCGAAUAUUAGUGAUUGACUGGGAGACUGGCCGCAUAUUCGAGUCAGAGCCUCUUCAGUCCGGUACAGAAGUAACAGGAACUCUGGACACCAUGGCGGUACUCGCUCUCAAAAAGACACUGAAUCCUCUGCCUCAUGAUGAUGUCGAAUCUGCUGCUUAUGUUCUUCUCAAAGCAUUGACACAAGGAUUCCAGCGUCACAAUCCACUCUGCCCACCCGAAUGGCAAGAGUGCUUGGCAAAAUAUCGGUGGGACAAUGGUGACAGUCAGCCUUUUGAUUUGAUAGCAUCGCGCCUCAAUUUGUGGGAUCGCAAUGACUUUAGCACGCUUGGGGACACCAAGACUUACUUCAAGAAAGCAGGAGAUCAUCUUGCCGUCAAGUUCAUCGACGCUAUUUUCUCAAUGCCAUUGCCUGUUCAUCGGUGGAACGCUGGGCUAGACGAAAUGGCCGCGACAGCCGCGACAUGGCCGCGACACAGCCGCCCGCAGAGCCGCCGCAGGGCCGCGCCAUGGCCGCGACAUGGCCGCAACGACUGUCACGCUCCAUUGCAGUUGGCCGCAAGCUUGCCAGUGGCCACACAAAUGACAAAUGGUAAGAGAAUACUUGCUUCAGCUGUGUGGCUGCCAGGCAAUGUCCCAGUGCCUCUUGUUUCAUUGUUUGUGUGCAUGCCAGUGCCAGCCUGA